This is a messenger RNA of Boleophthalmus pectinirostris (great blue-spotted mudskipper), 2737 nucleotides long. Its product is annotated as phospholipid phosphatase 3-like. Gene Ontology annotation, molecular function: phosphatidate phosphatase activity. The coding region runs from base 681 to 1676 and encodes 331 amino acids. The transcript has 6 exons. The record is from RefSeq and is a predicted model, not a curated record. Gene Ontology annotation, biological process: phospholipid metabolic process; signal transduction; phospholipid dephosphorylation. Lineage: Eukaryota; Metazoa; Chordata; Actinopteri; Gobiiformes; Gobiidae.
ACCACAUUAUUUAAACUAUAGGCAAGAUGGGUAAAGUGUCUUCUUGACUAAGAGUCCUGCUGUCUCAAGAGCUACUCAGGGCCAACUCUGCUUAGCUUUUGAGAUCAGAGACCGGGCAUUCUCAAAGUGGUAAGGCCGCAAAUAAAACACAGAAUAAAACGCAGACUGAAAUGACAUAGAUAUCUGUAGACAGGUAUGAGCUAUAAAAGUGUUAUUCAUCAAAGCUGUUAAAACGUUGUCGAAAAGUGUCAGAUUGGCUAUGCAAUAAUGUUGACUAAACCUACUAUUGUGAAAAUCUUGCCUACCUCUAUAAAAGUGCAUUUUAGUACAAAUGACGGAGCAUUUGAUGUAAUUGAUAAUCACAGUUCACGUGAACGAGGGAGGGAGGCAGACGCUCCUGCGGGACUUUCGCAAUUCACUUUCUCCAGGGUACUAUGCACAUUGCAUAGCUGCGCAGUGACGGCGGCGCGCAACCAGUCCGGACGAGUCCUGCUCUGAUUGUGAUGGAAGAGGAUACGUAACACGUAACUUUCUCAGAAGUGACACAUACAAUGGGAAUUAUAUGCAACUACUAUAAAAGCGUGACAGCUUUAGUGAGCAUGUGCACAUCUCUGCGCUGACUCCCUCAAAAGCGCAUAUUUUUCCAUGUGAACAAGCUGUACAGUGUGAACUCGGCCGUGAUGUUGGAUACUUAUGGGUCUUCGAGCGCCGCAGUACCCAUCCCGAACAGCGCUGACCUGCAGCUCAAAGUAGCGGCCGGCGGAGGCAGCCUGACAGCAGGAGGGAUGGGGCUGGAGACUGGCGCUGGAAAAAAGAAACUCCUGGAGCUUACUGGAUCAACUUUAUCCAAACGAAAACUUCUGGUUGGAUUGGACCUCCUAUGCCUCUUCCUCGCAUCCAUUCCUUUCUUUGCAUGUGAGCUGAAGGCUGUGAGUCCUUACAAAAGAGGGUUUAUCUGUGGAGACCCCAGCAUCACAUACCCAUACAUCCACAAAGAGGUGAUCCCAGAUGAGCUGCUCAUUGCGGGGGGCAUUGUCAUCACAGGCCUCACAAUUGCACUGGGAGAGUGUUACCGGGUGCGUUUUCAUGGCGUGAGUUCGAAGGCCUUCAUAAGGAAUGUGUAUGUGUCCUGUCUGUACAAAGAGCUGGGUUGCUUCCUGUUUGGCUGUUGCAUUGGCCAAUCAUUAACCAACAUGGCCAAGCUGAGCGUAGGACGGCUCCGGCCCCAUUUCCUGUCUGUGUGUGGCGUGACAUAUGCAUCACUCAACUGCACUACAGGAACUUACGUGGCAUCAGUGAUCUGCCCUCAAUCUGACCAUCGCCUGGAAGAGGAGGCCAGAAAAUCAUUUUUCUCUGGUCACGCCUCCUUUGCCAUGUAUACAAUGCUCUAUUUGGCAUUCUACCUGCAGGCACGCUUUACAUGGCGCAGUGCUCGUCUGCUGAGACCGAUGCUCCAGUUCAUCCUUAUCAUGCUGGCUGUCUACACUGGGCUCACACGCAUCUCCGACUACAGACACCACCCAUCUGACGUGCUCACGGGCUACAUACAGGGGGCGCUCACUGCCUACUGGGUGGCAUUCCACAUCUCGUCCAUGUUUAAGACCACAGGUUCGGACCUCUCUCUGAGUGAAACCUCCUUGGACAGCCCCCUGUCACCCCAGCACACGGCCUGCUGAAGCACCCACUGCACCCCCGCCCACACCCCCACCCGCACCUGGUUUGAAGAGAGUGGAAACUUGAAGAAUGUGGGACUGUUUCCUGUGAAGAAAAGCCACAUACCUCAAUUAAUGAACAGAGUGCAUGGUGCCACAAAACGUACUGUGCACUGUGUAAGAUUGUAGCCUCUGCACAUAGAAAAAUGUAUUGUUGUACUUGUAUUCUUGUAAUGUAUUUUACUUACACAAAGAAGUUGAAAUGGAGAGUGCUCUCACCUGACUCAAACACUGCACUGUAUAAUUUUAUGGUGGAGAGUCCACCACCUACAUGUCUCUAUGGGUAUAUUAUUAUUUUGUGUAGAAUUCAACUUUUAAACUAAAUGUAAAUCUCUGAAGAAAAGCAGGUAAAGUUUUUUUUUUUUUUAUCAAUAUAAACACAUAACUGAGGAAAUGCAAGAUAAAUAAGAUCAAAAUUAUACAUUGGAACACUCCUAGCAAAGUAAUGACAUCUCCAUAGAGACAAUGAGCAAAGUUACAUAGUGUACCUUUAAACAAUACAUCUUGAUAUCUAGCAAUGGUUUGGGAAUCUACUACAAAAGUAGUGUUCUACUGAGUUUAAAAAAAAAAAGGUUUAAAAAAAAAGGUUUAAUGUUUGUUGUCUGAAAAAAGCAUCUUAUUUAUCAGACCAAUUUUAGUUAAUGCCAUGUUUACCUCACAGAAUGCACACUAAAACUAAACUAAAACACUGAACUGCAGAUGCUCAGUGCACUUGAUCUGUGGACCCAUUAGAUUCACCUAAAAACACUUAUUUUGUUUAUGAAAAAAAUCUGUAAAGCACUUUUGAUAUUGUUUAUAUAUUAUUUAGAUUUUUAAAUAACAUUUUAUAUAGUGUACUUUAUAUUUAUAGUUUUUCGUAAUCUCUGUGAAUGUAAUGACAUUGAAGGAAAGCACAAGGCACAGAAAAAAGUAAUAUUGUACUGUAUUGUACUGAAAUAACUUGCUGAAUGACUAAAUGUUACUGCCUUAAUCAUAUUUGAACAAAUAGUUACAAGGCUGUCAAUAAAUGGAAGCUGUUUUUUUAA